This is a messenger RNA of Centropristis striata (black sea bass), 2818 nucleotides long. RefSeq names its product phosphoglucomutase 5 (gene pgm5). Gene Ontology annotation, cellular component: adherens junction; sarcolemma; cytosol. Gene Ontology annotation, biological process: carbohydrate metabolic process; striated muscle tissue development; myofibril assembly. Bases 266 to 1969 code for a protein of 567 amino acids. NCBI's taxonomy places the organism in Eukaryota, Metazoa, Chordata, Actinopteri, Perciformes, Serranidae. The record is from RefSeq and is a predicted model, not a curated record. The transcript has 11 exons. Gene Ontology annotation, molecular function: magnesium ion binding; phosphoglucomutase activity.
GAGUUUUGCUGAAUGUUAAGAUCAGUGGUGAGGGAUGCAGCUCUGUGGGCUACAACAUAAGUUGUCGAGGUGAGAAGAUUUCUGGCUGGGUGUUUCCUUCCAUCACUGCAGGGACUAAACUACCCUAACAUCACUUUUUAAGGUGACGAGAUUUGUGCUGCUACCACUACUUUUACUCUGUGGUCGAACACCACCAGAGGCAAACUUUUUAAACAAACUUCAGCUUGUUUGAUCGGCGUCCUCCCGUUGGGUCCCGGCGAGGAGGAUGGAGACGAGCCCCAUCCCGGUGGUGACGGUCCAAACCGCCCCCUUCGACGACCAGCGGCCCGGUACCAACGGGCUGCGGAGGAAGACGGCGGUGUUCGAGGGGAAGAAGAACUACCUGCAGAACUACAUCCAGAGCGUGUUGUCCUCCAUCGACCUGCGGGACAGACAGGGCUGCACCAUGGUGGUGGGCAGCGACGGCCGCUACUUCAGCAGAGCUGCCACCGAGGUGAUAGUGCAGAUGGCAGCUGCGAAUGGGAUUGGUCGUCUGGUAAUUGGCCACAACGGCCUCCUGUCCACCCCUGCUGUUUCCUGCAUCAUCAGGAAGAUCAAGGCCAUUGGCGGGAUCAUCCUCACAGCUAGUCACAACCCCGGAGGUCCUGGUGGAGACUUUGGAAUCAAGUUCAAUGUGGCAAAUGGAGGCCCGUCUUCGGACACAGUGAUGGAGAGGAUCUAUCAGGUGAGCCGGACACUCGAGGAGUAUGCAAUCUGCCCCGAUCUCCGCAUUGACCUGUCCAGGCUGGGAAGACAAGAUUUUGACCUGGAGAACAAGUUUAAACCCUUCAGAGUGGAGAUCGUAGACUCAGUCGAGGUGUAUCUACAACUGCUGAGAAACAUCUUUGACUUCAGUGCCAUUAAAAGUCUUCUCACGGGACCAGACCAGCUCAAGAUACACAUAGAUGCCAUGAAUGGGGUGAUGGGCCCCUAUGUACGUAGGAUCCUGUGUGACGAGUUGGGAGCUCCCGCUAACUCUGCUGUCAACUGUGUCCCUCUGGAGGACUUUGGUGGCCGACCUCCAGAGCCCAACCUGACUUACGCCACCUCUCUGGUAGAGGCUAUGAAAGGAGGGGACUUCGGCUUUGGAGCUGCAUUUGAUGCAGAUGGGGACCGGUACAUGAUCCUUGGAGAAAAUGGCUUCUUUGUGAACCCCUCAGACUCGGUGGCCAUCAUGGCUGCCAACCUCUCCACCAUCCCCUACUUCAGACAGCUGGGAGUCAAGGGCUUCGCUAGGAGUGUUGCCACCAGCACCGCCCUCGACAGGGUAGCCAAAGGUCUGAAACUGGCGCUGUAUGAGACUCCAACAGGCUGGAGAUACUUUGGGAACCUGAUGGAUUCUGGGCGUUGUUCCCUCUGCGGGGAGGAGAGCUUUGGGACAGGUUCAGACCACAUUCGUGAGAAAGAUGGCUUGUGGUCAGUGUUGGUGUGGAUGUCCAUCAUGGCAGCCAGGAAACAGGGUGUGGAGCAGAUCGUCAGAGAACACUGGGCCAAGCUUGGACGUAACUACUUCUGCAGGUUUGACUAUGAAGGCCUGGACCCGCGUGCAGCCUUUUACCUGAUGAGGGAUCUGGAGUCAGUUAUCUCGGACAAAGCAUUCACCAGCCAGAAGUUUGCCGUGGGAGACCACAUAUACGGCGUGGAGAGGGCCGACAACUUUGAGUACAUCGACCCCGUGGAUGGAAGUGUGGCUCGUAACCAGGGUUUAAGGAUCGUCUUCAAUGAUGCGUCGCGACUGGUGUUUCGGAUGAGCGGGAGUGGUGGAGGGAUGGGUGCCACCAUCCGCAUUUACGCUGAGAGCUUUGAGAGAGACCCCGAGAGACACAACAGAGAGACACAGGUGGUGCUGGGUCCUCUCAUCGCCAUCGCCCUGAAGAUCUCCAACAUCCAUGAGAGGACAGGACGCCGCGGCCCUAACGUCAUCACAUGAGCAACCAGGAAAACACACUCACAUGCACGCAUACACAUGCAAAAAUACCUUCAAAAUACCUUUUCAUGUACUUAUGUGCCAUUUUUUUAAAGCCCUUUUCUUCAUUCUCAUUUUUCUUUUUUCUUGACUAAACUGAGGGUGCUUAUCUCUGUAAGAGAAAAAACAAAGUUCUCUCAGCUGUUUAUUGACCACUACCAUCUAUCAGCUAUCGAAAGCAUAGAAUAUUCAGUGUUAAAACCAGGGAAGCUAUUUAAUUAUUGGCAUAAAUAAAUAAUGAAAAAUAUGUAAACAGCAAUCCUGUUAUGAAUGUGCAGACUGACUGUUAAUGCUUGUUACUUGCAGUUAUUAAGAUUUAUUGACUAAGGGAGCCAAAGAUGAUUUUUUUAUCAUUCACCAUGGUGUUUUUGUAAAACAGUGCAGCAUUCACUUGUCAUAUUGCUUGUACCUGUCUUCUUAUCUACGUCUUUUUCCCCCCAAACCAUUUCAUGCAAAGUAGUAUUCAAACUUUUGUCUAAGUGUAAAAUAAAACAGGUGUUGCAUCACAACUAAAAUAUCAGUGAAUUGAAUUACAAUAAGUUUAUGUUUAUGGGAUGAAUGUUAAUGCUUAUCUUGCUUUAUGAAGAUGUUGGAAGUUGUCAUGUUUACUACCUAAGGACAGGGUAUUCAAAAUGUAAAAUAACCAGAAAAUAAGCCCAAAGGUAAUGAAAAAGAAUUAUACAUUUUAGAUUUGUUUGCUAAUCUGACUUUCUCUUCAAUUUGACAAUUUAGGCCUUUUGGAAUGCCCUAUAAUCAUAUUUGAAUAUAUUAUUUCUUUUUUUAAAUCCAAAUAAACAUUUUUUUGUGUGUGUA